UUCCAGCCUGCCCAACCCGCCCACCAGUCUGAGCUGCUGUUGCUGAGGCUGGUCUGCUGGAAGUCUCCGGGAGAGAGGGAAAGACAGCCUGCAGUUUGGAGUCAAGGAGAAUCAUGAGGUCCAGGGAUGAACCGUGCAGUCUCUUAGGCGGACUCUCAUUCCUCCUGCUACUGAUGUCAGUCCAGGGGGCCAAGGGUGGAUCCCUCAAAGAGAGCCAGGGGGUCUGCUCCAGGCAGAUGCUCGUGGUCCCCCUCCAUUACAACGAGUCCUACAGCCAACCAGUGUAUAAGCCCUACCUGACCGUGUGUGAUGGAAGACGCAUCUGCAGCACCUACAGGACCACAUACCGUGUGGCGUGGAGGGAGGUGAGGAGGGAGGUGCCGCAGACCCACGUCGUGUGCUGCCAGGGCUGGAAGAAGCGGCAUCCAGGGGCCCUCACCUGUGAUGCCAUUUGUGCCAAGCCGUGUCAGAACCGAGGCGUCUGCGUUAGGCCAGAGCAGUGCGAGUGCGCUCCAGGCUGGGGUGGGAAGCACUGUCAUGUGGACGUGGAUGAAUGUAGGACUGGUGUUGCCCUCUGCUCGCACCGUUGCCUCAAUACCGCAGGCAGCUUCACUUGUGGCUGUCCUCAAGGCCUGGUGCUGGGUCUGGACAGGCGCACCUGCACAGAGGGCGCCCCGGAGCCCCCAACUGGUGCCAACAUCCUCAGUGUGGCAGUUCGGGAAGCAGAACAAGAUGAGCAUGCCCUGAGACAGGAGAUUUGGGAGCUUCAAGGGCGCCUGGAGCGGCUGGAGCAGUGGGCAGGUCAGGCCGGGGCCUGGGUCCGAGCCAUGCUGCCCAUGCCACCUGAAGAGCUACAGCCAGAACAGGUGGCAGAGCUAUGGGGCCGCGGCGACAGGAUCGAGUCUCUCAGCGACCAAGUGCUGCUGCUGGAGGAGAGGCUAGGUGCCUGCUCCUGUGAGGACAACAGCCUGGGCCCAGGCCUCAAUCUCAAUCGGCGGCCAAUAAGGAACCCCUCCAGAGCCCCUGCCCCGUAAUUUAUACAGAAACUGGCCCCACUAAUCCUCUGGGAUUGGCCAGCUGGGGAAGCGAAGAUAAGGUUAUCUGCCACUAAGGAGCAAUGAGUGACGGAAACUUACGAGAGCUGAAGGAAGGGGGAAAGAUGGGUGCCUUGGGCCCACCCCUGAGUCUUCUGGCUGGGGGAGGUGGCCUAGGCAAGAACCACUUCUGUGCCUUAACAAAUGCAGCCAGAAAGUGCCCAGAUCUCUCUCUCUCUCUCUCUCAAUCUUUAUUCUCGGGUUUCUUGCUGUUAUCCAGAUAAUUAAUAAAAACCACACAAAACUGGG
Messenger RNA from Herpailurus yagouaroundi (jaguarundi), 1343 nucleotides. It is a transcript of the gene EGFL8, whose product is annotated as EGF like domain multiple 8. Gene Ontology annotation, cellular component: extracellular region; cell surface. The coding region runs from base 114 to 1034 and encodes 306 amino acids. The transcript has 9 exons. The record is from RefSeq and is a predicted model, not a curated record. Lineage: Eukaryota; Metazoa; Chordata; Mammalia; Carnivora; Felidae. Gene Ontology annotation, molecular function: calcium ion binding; signaling receptor binding. Gene Ontology annotation, biological process: anatomical structure development.